UGACAUUAUUACCUAUAAACAACAUUAAUGAACAAAUUCUAGAGACAAAAAACUAUGUUAUUUUUCAGAGUAACACCCAAAACUAUGAAAAGUGGCGCAUGGAUUUGUAGGGGUUUUGUUUCUGCCUCAAGACCGUCCCACCAAGCUGUAAAAAUUGAUAAAGAGACGUGUGGUAAGAUAAUAGAAUCGGCGGAAACUGUGAAAGACGGGACAAAAGAGGUGGUUGGUGAAGUCAAGCGUAUGACACAGAUCGUUUCAGAAAAGGUCGCCAGUGUUGCUGGAAAUAUGGUGGCGGAUGUGGCGGACAAGGGAAUUGAGAAGGCGUCUGAAAAUGCAGAGACCCAAAAAGGGAAAGAUGUUCUUGACACGGCUAAGGCUGUUAUGGAAGCUUACAAAGAAAGAGUCAAGGAUAAAUAGACAUUGUCUAUAAUAAAGAUAUGACCUUCCUCAAACUGUUCAUAUCAUUUUAAUUAAUAAGUUGUAUGGCAUAAUACUUCCAUUUUAAGUGAGAAAAAUUGUUGUUUGCUUUGAAGGAUGGAUUUAGUAGUGAUGGAUGGCUGGUUAUUAAAACAAGGGUAGUAAAAUACAU
This is a messenger RNA of Striga asiatica, 589 nucleotides long. The record is from the annotation of a GenBank genome assembly. Lineage: Eukaryota; Viridiplantae; Streptophyta; Magnoliopsida; Lamiales; Orobanchaceae.